GCGGGAAUCGCGGUUUUGGUCUGCCUGUUUAUUGAGGCAGAAGGAUCGGGCUCAUUACUCGAAUCCCAAUGUGGAAAAACAACUACGAGUAUCGGCUUCCGAUUGACUAGAGCCAAAAAAGCAAACAUAUUUUCGAAUCCAUGGAUGGUUUUGUUAGUCGCAAAUCGCACCGAAAGGAGUUGUGGCGGCUCACUCAUCACCUCUCGUUUUGUUUUGACGGCCGCACACUGCAUUCCUGAAUAUUACAUUCCUUUGAAGGUCCGCUUGGGCGAAUACAACGUAAGGCAUCCGGGAAGGGAUUGCACGCCAUCGGGAUGCAUAGAUAGGGCUUACGAACUUAAUGUCAUUAGAAGACUGGUGCACCCAAUAUAUUACUAUAAUCCAGGCAAAUAUAUAUUUGACAUAGGCCUGCUUCUAAUGGAAAGACAGGUGUUUUUCUCAGACUAUGUCAGACCGAUUUGCCUCCUCGUCAAUGGCCAACAUACAUACAUUCCAUCAUAUAAUGUCACCGGUUGGGGUAAGACUGAAUCCGGUGGGUACCCCAAUGAACUACAGACAGCCACCGUAUUUCAUGUUGACAAUUGGCGCUGCAGUCGAAAGUUUAAAAGGUUAGAUCAUCCAUCCGAAUUGUGUGCUUAUAAUGAGGAUAGCGACACAUGUGAUGGAGAUUCUGGGGGCCCGUUGAGCGCUGAGAUACCUUUCGAAGGAAGAAAUCGGACUUUCCAGUUCGGUAUUGUCAGCGUAGGAUCAGAACUCUGUAAUGCCGCAACGGUUUACUCAAGUGUAAUGUACCAUAUGGGCUGGAUCGUCGAUACUAUAAACGCAAACUUAACUCCAUAACAUGUUUUUGUUAAUAAAAAAAAUCACUU
Messenger RNA from Drosophila rhopaloa, 869 nucleotides. RefSeq names its product serine protease grass. Gene Ontology annotation, biological process: proteolysis. NCBI's taxonomy places the organism in Eukaryota, Metazoa, Arthropoda, Insecta, Diptera, Drosophilidae. Bases 145 to 840 code for a protein of 231 amino acids. The transcript has 4 exons. The record is from RefSeq and is a predicted model, not a curated record. Gene Ontology annotation, molecular function: serine-type endopeptidase activity.